AUGUCCGACGACGAAAGUGUGCCUUCUUUUGUGGAGGAUGUCAGAGUAAAGUUCGUGGAGGAGAAAGUUUGUAGACUGCUGCAGCUGCACCGUCAAACAUGGGAGAAGAGUGUUGUGAACGAAGAAUUUCAAACACGUCUGAAAGACUUCUUCGAGAAGGACUCUGUAAUAUAUUGCUUUUCAUCAAACAGGGGUCAUGUGGUCGCUUCCAAGGAGGUUCCCACUGUUGCUCAAAACAAGCAAAUAUAUAUCCUUAAGAAGACUGUGGCUGCUGUUACACCUGAAAACUUCAGACAACUUUUGGUUUUUGGACUUCUGUCUCCAUCACUAUUACUGCAGCUGACAUGCACAGUUGAGCAGGUGUGUUUUCCACUGCUUUCAAACAAUAAAAACCAUCAGAUGUGGCCAAAUUUUAUGUCUGAAGACAUCAUACGACAUAUUGAGAGAAUGUGCUGUAAGACAUCAGUCAUACAGGGGCAGGUUUUGGGUAAAACUAUCCUCCCUGUCCCAUCUGCAACCGAUUGGACUGACAAUUCAAACAGCACCAUCAAAAUGUACAAUAACUAUGAUAGGGCACUGGCCCAUGCCAUUGAGACCCUGAUCAUUAACUGGACCAAUGUAAUCCAGAAAAUUUUAAAGGAGGAUUCCUCAGACAUAAUCAUGACAGACUGUAAUCCAGGGCCUAAUGCAGAGCUGACGUUUUGGGCUUCAAGGAAAAAGAACAUACAGGACAUUUAUCAUCAGCUUCAGAGUCCUGUUGUUCAGAAAAUGGUGAAGAUAUUAGAGAUAAUGGAUAGCAGUUAUCAUCCCACAAUCCAGACUCUAAUAGGAAAUAUAUUUGAUGCACUUCAAGAAUCCCAAGACAUUGAACUGCACCUACAGCCACUUCAUGAACAACUGUCUAAACUGGAAAAAGAAGAAUUUUGUCACUUGGACACAUUCACUCCUGCACUGUUUCACACUCUAUAUCUGAUAUGGAGCAACUGCCAAUUUUAUCAAAGACCUGCACGCAUUGUGGUGUUACUACAGGAACUGUGUAAUCUGUUCAUUGAGCAGGCUUCUACAUACCUCUCUGCAGAUUUGCUUCUCAGAGAGGAUCCAGUGGAAAAUCUACAAAUGGUGAAGAAGGUGAUAAAAGUGUUGAGAUGUUUCAGAAACAGUUACCAGACUCAGAGGGAGAGGUUGGCCAACCAUGUGAAACAUGCACCCUGGGAUUUCCCAUCUGCCAUGAUAUUUGCACGUUUCAACCAGUUCCUAAAGCGUAUGCUGCAGCUGGAGGACUUAUUUGAAAUCAUGCUGGACUUUCAAAGAAUGGAAAAACUGGAAUUUGGUGGGCUGAAAGGAAAACUCUACAGUGAGCAUGCUGCUCAGAUGUACAGAGAGUUUGCUGAGCAUUGCAAAGUAUUGCAGCACAGUGAAAACAGCCCAUUUGACCUCACUCAAGGUUUUGAAAAUGAGUACAAAGAGUUCAAAAGCAAGAUUGUAGACUUUGAAUACCGCCUUGCCAGCCUUCUAUGCUUGGCCUUUAAGGAUUGCUCAGGACUGGAAUCAGCAUGUAAAUUGCUAACUAUCAUUGGACCCUUCCUUGAGAGAAGACAAAUUCGACAGGUAUUCAGUCACAACUUCCUUCUUCUGCAGCAGCAUUUCAGAGAAGAGCUGGAGAAAUGUAAAUGUCUAUUCAAAUUCCAGCUCAACCAGAUCGAGAGCGGCUUGACUAAAAAUACUCCUCACACAUCUGGAGCUUUGAAGUGGGCGAAAAUUCUCAGAAAACGCAUUCAAACACCAUGGGAAAGAGUCAAAUCACUGUUUGACAAGCCUGCAGAAGGUGUAGGGACAGUGAACGAAUACAUGGAGUUACUGAGUCUCCUGGACCAGUAUGAAGAGGACAUUUACUCUAACUGGUGUAAUGGUUUAGAUCAUACCUGCCUGAUCAACCUGAACCAGCCCCUUCUCUCACGAGAUACCCAAUCUGGCCUGAUCUCAGUCAACUUUAAUCCUAAGCUGACUGAAGUCUUGAAAGAUGUGAAGUAUAUUCAGACUCUUAGUAACAUCAAGAUCCCUGCGGCUGCUAUGACUGUUUUUGAGAAGCGCUUCAUGUUCACAAAAUAUAUGAGCAGUCUGCAACUAUUGGUGCAGGGGUACAACAAGCUAAAGCAGACAGUGCUAGAGGUGGAACUUCCUCUCAUCAGAGCUGAGAUGGAGUCCUUAGACGUGCAGUUGAAAAGGGCAGAGUCUGACCUAAUGUGGCAGGAUCCAGACUGCUGGAGCUUCAUAAGCACUUCCAAGGACCUGGUCUAUGGACUUGUUUGUCGAGUCGGUAAAGCCAAGGAGAACUGUGAAGCCAUCCAGUCAAUGAUGAAGGGAUGGAUCAAACAGGCUAUGUUCUGCAGAAAGGAAAACAAGAAAGGCUCACUCAUACAGCUAGAGGACAGGGGUGAGCGGGUCAACAAGAAGUACAGCUCCAUGAAGAAGGAUGGAAACUCUAUCCACAAGCUGGUCCAAGAGAAUAUGGCUCUUUUAAAUGCUGACCCUGAUUCAGAAGCAUGGCGGUCCUAUCUGGAGUUUGUGGAUGAGAUGGUGGUGGAGGGGCUCUUCAGCUACAUCAGCCACUCUCUUCAGUUCUUUGUGGACAAUAUGGAAUCAGGGCCAAAACAGAAACCACUGUUGGAGGCUCAGUUGAUGCUGAGAAGCUCAGGAAUGGUCUUCCUGCCAUCGUUGGAGCAGGAAGCAGGCGAUGGCUUCUAUGAGCUGAUAGAAGGACUGGUCAGAGACAUAUUCAAGACUUCAGAGAAUAUUUACAGAGUAGCUGCUCAUCAAACCAUGGAGAACUACCAGGAUGUGAUGGAUGACAUGCUGGAUUUGUUGGAACUAAGACAAAAAAUAAUGGAACAAGUGGAGAAGGUUCUCAAGAAAGCUAUAAAUUACCAGAGAGAGUUUGACUGCUACACACAUCUCUGGCAAGGCGAUAGGGCUGAGUUCCUCAGCCAGUUCCUCCUGUUUGGACGUCUGCUUACAGCUGAAGAGAUGGAAACGUAUGAAGCAGAUGCACUCCCUGAGAGCCCACCUACAAUCAGUAACUUCAAAGAACAGAUUGAUUACUAUGAAGAUCUGUAUGCUGAAAUUUCCAAGAUGGAAGAAUUCAGAGUAUUCAAUGGAUGGUUUCGGGUAGAUAUCAGAUUCUUCAAGGAGAUGCUCCUCAACACUUUGAAGAAGUGGAGCUGGCUUUUUAAAAAACACCUCUUGACAUAUGUCACCAACAGUCUUGAUGAGCUGCAGAAGUUUGUGCGAGCCACUACUGAAGGACUCGGCCAGUCUUUGGCACAAGGAAACCACUGUGGCUUGGUGGAAGUGAUGAGUCACCUGUUGGCUGUGAGGGACAGACAAGCAUCCACAGACAAGAUUUUUGAGCCACUUAGAAACACAAUAAUCCUUCUGGAACAAUACGGAGUGACUAUACCAGACCAGGUCUACUAUCAGCUGGAGGAACUUCCUGAGAAAUGGAGUGAGGCAAAAAAACUAGCCAUAAAAGUGAGGCAUGAUGUGGCUCCCAUGCAGAAUGCAGAAGUAAUGGUUUUACGCAGAAGAUGCAUGGCAUUUGAGAUGAAACAAAGCAAAUUCAGAGACAUGUUUAAAGAAAUGGCACCCUUCAGUUACAAUGCAGCGCAUCCGUACAUCAGUCUGGACAAAACUGAAAGAGCAAUCCGAGAAAUGGAGAAAGAGGUAUCAGUACUACAGGAGUCCACCAAUCUGUUUGAUGUUACUAUUCCUGACUUCAAAGACAUCAAGCUCUGCAGACAGGAGAUUGUCGUGCUCAAAAAACUAUGGGACAUUACUGUGUUUGUGCAGAGCAGUGUGGAAAAGUGGACAAUGACCAAAUGGAGGCAGAUAAACGUGGACCAGAUGGAUGCAGAAUUGAGGUGGUUUGCCAAGGACAUGCGAAGGCUUGACAAAGAUGCUCGCGUGUGGGAUGUAUAUUCUGGGUUAGACCUUUAUGUAAAGAACCUGUUGACAUCACUGCUGGCCGUGAGUCAGCUACAGAACCUGGCAAUAAGAGAGCGCCACUGGGUGCAACUUAUCAGAACAACACAGAUGGACUUCACUGUGACUGACCACACCACGUUGAAAGACCUCUUGGCUCUGCACCUCCAUUUGCUGGAAGACAAAGUCCGCUACAUAGUGGAUAAAGCAGUCAAAGAAAUGGCUAUAGAAAAGGCUGUGACACAAAUAAAUCAAACAUGGGAAGCAAUGGAGCUUUCAUAUGAAAAUCAUUACCAAACUCCUGUGCCACUACUUAAAUGUGAUGAGCAACUUAUUGAAACUCUUGAAGAUCAUCAGGUUCAGCUCCAAGGCAUCUUUCAGAGCAAGCAUGUUGAUCACUUUAUGCAUCAGGUAGUGGAACUACAGAAGCAGCUGACUGUGGCUGACACCGUGCUGAUGGUCUGGAUGGAGGUCCAAAGGACAUGGGUGUACCUGCAAAGCAUCUUCAAGGGCUGUAAUGACAUCUGCCAACAGCUGCCUGCAGAUGCAUACAGAUUCCAAGCCAUAGAUUCAGAAUUUCAGGAGCUAAUGCUGGACCGUGCUCAGACUAAAAAUGUCAUUGAGGCCACCAACAAACUUGCUCUUUUUGAGAAGUUAGAUGACCUACAACAAAGGCUGGUAUUGUGUGAAAAAGCUCUUGCUGAAUACCUGGAGACAAAGAGACUUGUCUUUCCUCGAUUCUACUUUAUUUCAUCUGCAGACUUGUUGGAUAUUCUCUCUAAAGGGAGUCGUCCCAGAGAGGUAACUUUUCACCUCUCGAAAUUAUUUGACAACAUGUCAGACCUUGAGUUUGCCGAAAAUAAAGAGUUGGAUAAUCCUAAACUAGCCGUAGGCAUGUACAGCAAAGAGAGAGAAUAUGUUCCAUUCAAGACUGAAUGUUGCUGUUAUGGGCCGGUGGAAGCAUGGCUGACUGGUCUGGAGGAGACUAUGCAAGAAUGUGUCAGGGGUCACCUGUCUGAUGCUGUGUCUGUGUACGAGGAUCGGCCCAGAGAACAAUGGAUUCUCGACUUCCCCGCACAAGUGGCUCUCACUGGAUCCCAGAUCUGGUGGAGCAACGAUAUGGAGCUUGUGUUUAAAAGACUGGAGGAGGGAUUUGAGUAUGCCCUGAAAGACUACAACAAGAAACAGAUUUUUCAUCUCAACUUGUUAAUCAGCAUGCUGCUUGGAGAUCUUAGCUCGGGCGACAGACAGAAGAUCAUGACUAUUUGCACUAUUGAUGUCCAUGCGAGAGACAUUGUUGCCAGCCUCAUUGCCCAAAAAGUAACUACCUCACAGUCCUUUCAAUGGCUUUCCCAGCUUCGACAUUGCUGGUAUGAGCAGCAGCAUCACUGCUCUGUUAACAUUUGUGAUGCUCACUUCCUUUACUCAUACGAGUAUCUUGGAAACACACCACGUCUCGUCAUCACUCCCCUCACAGACCGGUGCUACAUAACCCUAAGUCAGUCACUCAACCUGACCAUGAGCGGAGCCCCAGCAGGCCCUGCUGGAACAGGGAAGACUGAGACCACUAAGGAUCUAGGCAGAGCAUUGGGCAUCAUGGUAUACAUCUUCAACUGUUCUGAACAGAUGGACUACAAGUCUAUUGGAAAUAUCUACAAAGGCCUGGCACAGACAGGAGCAUGGGGCUGCUUUGAUGAGUUCAAUCGUAUCGCUGUGGAUGUUUUGUCAGUGGUAGCAGUGCAGGUCAAAACUAUACAGGAUGCUAUUCGGGCUAAGAAGAAAAGUUUUCUGUUCCUGGAUCAAGACAUUGUCUUAAAGCCUUCUGUGGGGAUCUUCAUCACUAUGAACCCUGGGUAUGCAGGCAGGACAGAGCUACCUGAGAACCUCAAGGCUCUUUUUAGACCCUGUGCCAUGGUGGUGCCUGACACUGAACUUAUCUGUGAGAUCAUGUUGGUGGCAGAGGGCUUCAAUGGUGCUAAGCCUCUAGCAAGGAAGUUUAUUUCUCUGUACACUCUCUGCAAAGAGCUGCUCUCCAAACAGGAUCACUAUGACUGGGGUCUGCGUGCUGUCAAGUCUGUUCUGGUUGUGGCAGGGGCACUGAGAAGGAAAGACAAAAGUAGACCAGAGGAUCAGGUGCUUAUGCGUGCACUGAGGGACUUCAACAUGCCCAAAGUAGUGACUGAGGAUGUGACGAUCUUUUUGGGCCUACUGGGAGACCUUUUUCCAGGCCUGGAGGUGGAGAGAGAGAGAGACUUUGAAUUUGAAAAGACCAUCCGAAAGACCACACUGGAGCUCAGACUCCAGCCAGAGGAGACGUUCAUUCUUAAGGUGGUGCAAUUGGAGGAACUCAUGGCAGUGCGUCACUCUGUCUUUGUUCUCGGAAAUGCAGGGACUGGGAAAAGCAAGAUAUUGAGAGUUCUUCAUAACACCUAUAUAAACUUGAAGAAGAAACCAGUAUGGAAUGACCUCAACCCAAAGACUGUGGACAGAGAUGAACUGUUUGGCUUUAUUCAUCCUGCAACCCGAGAGUGGAAAGAUGGUUUGCUCUCAUCACUGAUGCGAGAGCAAGCAAACAUCUCCCACAAAGGACCUAAGUGGAUUGUGUUGGAUGGAGACAUUGAUCCGAUGUGGAUUGAAUCACUCAACACAGUGAUGGAUGACAACAAGGUUCUUACUCUGGCCAGUAAUGAGCGUGUGCCCCUGACUUCUUCCAUGAGACUUGUGUUUGAAAUCAGUCACCUAAGAACGGCCACACCUGCCACUGUUUCCAGAGCAGGAAUUCUCUAUGUAAACCACCAGGACCUGGGCUGGACCCCGUACGUUGCCAGCUGGAUCGACCAACGAGAACGUCAAACAGAAAGGGCUCACCUCACCAUACUGUUCGAAAAGUAUGUUCCUCGUUGUGUAGAACAGAUGCGAAACACCUUUAAGACCAUAACUCCUAUCCCAGAAAACUCUAUGGUGCAGACACUGUGCACUUUGCUCAACUGCCUCCUUUUGCCAGAAAAUAUUCCACCGGAUUCUCCAAGAGAGCUCUAUGAAACAUACUUCGCCUUCGCCUGCAUUUGGGCUUUUGGUGGGGCUCUAUAUCAAGAUCAGCUCUAUGAUUAUCGGGUAGAGUUCAGCCAGUGGUGGACCAAAGAAAUGAAGACAGUGAAGCUUCCAGCACAGGGUACAGUGUUUGACUACUACCUUGAACCUCAAACCAAACGGUUUCUGCCAUGGAGUGAUACUGUUCCUCCAUUUGAAAUGGAAACUUGUGUUCCAUUACAGGCUGUUCUAGUACACACAGCAGAGACUGUACGUUUUCGCUACUUCAUGGACUUGUUGCUGGAGAGGAGACAGCCUGUGAUGCUUGUGGGGAAUGCUGGAGUGGGGAAGACAGCACUUGUCAGGAAUAAGUUAGACUGUCUUCCAGAAAGUUACAUGACUACAAAAAUACCUUUCAACUACUACACCACCUCCCUCUCGCUGCAGGGGACUUUGGAGCAAUCCUUAGAGAAAAGAGCAGGCAGAAGCUUCUUCCCUGUGGGCAACAGAAGGAUGGUCUACUUUAUAGAUGAUCUGAACAUGCCCGCUGUUGACGGUUUUGGAACAGUACAACCUCACACACUGAUACGCCAGCAUCUGGAUUAUGGUCACUGGUAUGACAGACAGAAACUGACCCUGAAAGAAAUACACAAUACCCAGUUUGUUGCCUGUAUGAAUCCAACUGCUGGAAGCUUCAAUAUCAACCCAAGACUACAGAGACAUUUUUCUGUGUUUGCGGUGAACUUGCCCUCCCCUGAGGCUCUGAAGUCCAUCUACACUCCAAUCCUGUGUGGGCACCUGAAGCAGAAACACUUUAGUCCUCUGGUUCAGAGUAGUGCUACAGCUGUGAUCCAAGCUGCUAUAAGUCUUCAUCACAAGAUCCUUCACAGCUUUCUGCCCACAGCCAUUAAAUUUCACUACACAUUUAAUCUACAAGACUUGUCCAACAUUUUUCAGGGCAUCUUCUUUGCUGGGCCUGAGAGUGUGAAACAGAGCACUGACCUGGCACUGUUAUGGAUCCACGAGACCUGCAGGGUGUACUCAGACAGGCUGGUAGAUGUCACGGACCUGCAGCUUUUCCGGAAGCUCCAGAUGGAAACUGUACAUGAAUGCUUUGAGGGCCUGGAGGACAAAGAGAUGACAAAGCAGCCCCUCCUCUAUUGCCACUUUUCCCAAACAGGCAAUGAACCCUCCUAUACUCCUGUUAAAGACUGGUCUUCCCUCAACUCUAUCCUCACUGAUGCUCUUAAGACCUACAAUGAGCUCAAUGCAGCCAUGAAUCUGGUGCUGUUUGAAGAUGCAAUGCAGCAUGUCUGUCGCAUCAGUCGCAUCCUGGAGUCCCCAAGGGGUCAUGGCUUAUUGGUUGGGGUCGGGGGCAGCGGGAAGCAGAGUUUGACUCGUCUGGCUGCCUUCAUAUCCUCUGUGGAAGUCUUCCAAAUCACUCUGAGUAAGGGUUACAGCAUCAAGGACCUCAAGAUGGAUCUGGCAGGCUUGUUCGUCAAGACUGGUUUGAAGAACCAGCGAGUCGUUUUGCUCCUUACUGAUGCACAUAUACCUGAUGAGCGGUUUCUGGUCAUUAUUAAUGACAUGCUGGCAUCAGGAGAAAUUCCUGAGCUCUUCAGCGAGGAGGAGCUUGAAGGUAUCGUGUCAGGUGUGAGAGCUGAAGUCCGUGCCCUUGGACUGCUGGACAACAGGGAGAACUGCUGGAGAUUCUUUACAAACCGAGUUCAAUUACAGCUCAAGGUGAUACUGUGUUUGUCUCCAGUGGGCAGCAGCCUUCGUGUUAGAGCUCGUCGAUUCCCUGCUCUUGUUCAGUGCACCACCAUUGACUGGUUCUAUCCUUGGACCCCAGAGGCUCUGCAGUCGGUCAGCUUCAGGUUCAUUCAAGAGAUUGAAGGCAUUGAGCCUGUCAUCCAGGAAUCCAUCAGUCUUUUCAUGGCCUACGUUCAUACCAGUGUCAACCAGGCAAGUGAAAAAUACCAGUGCAAUGAGAAGAGGUACAAUUACACCACCCCCAAGAGCUUUCUCCAGCAAAUCACCCUGUACAGGAACCUUCUGGAGAAGAGUCGGGCUCAGCUCCACCACAAUAUGAACCGGCUUGAAAACGGCCUUCAAAAACUCCAAACCACUGCCGCCCAGGUUGAGGAUCUAAAAGCUAAAUUGGCAUCCCAAGAAGCUGAACUGACCUUUAAAAAACAGAAAACUGAGGCUCUAAUUACAAAGAUAGGACUGCAGACUGAGAAGGUUAGCAGCAAGAGGGAGGCUGCAGAUGUUGAGGCACAAAAGGUUGCUGUCAUCCAGGCAGAAGUCUCUAUCAAGCAGAGAGAUUGUGAAAAUGACCUCACUAAGGCAGAGCCCUCACUGACAGCUGCUACAGAAGCACUAAACACCCUCAACAAGAUGAAUCUUACUGAGCUGAAGGCCUUUCCCAACCCUCCAGCUGCAGUGAUCAAUGUAGCAGCAGCUGUGAUGGUCCUGCUAGCUCCUCGCGGUCGAGUGCCUAAAGAUCGGAGCUGGAAGGCGGCCCGGGCCUUCAUGGGCAAGGUGGAUGUUUUCCUGCAGGCUCUGGUAUCAUAUGACAAGGAGCACAUCCCUGAGUCUUGUUUGACUGUGGUGAAAAAAGAGUAUCUGAAAAACCCUGAGUUCCACCCUGAUCUAGUACGGACCAAAUCUACAGCUGCAGCUGGUCUCUGUGCCUGGACUAUUAACAUUGUCAGAUAUUAUGAGAUUUAUUGUGAGGUCAUUCCAAAGAGGCAUGCAUUAUCACAAGCUAAUGCUGAAUUAGAAACAGCAACAGCCAAAAUGUUAACAGUUAAAAAGAAAUUGGUGGACCUUGACACCAGCCUCCAGAGCCUCACAGCUCAGUUUGAAAAGGCUACAGCUGAGAAAAUCAGCUGUCAAGAGGAAGUGACACUUACCAACCAGACUAUUGAGCUGGCCAACCGACUGGUCAAGGGCUUAGAGUUAGAGAAGGAGCGCUGGUCACAGGCAACUGUCCAGUAUGAAAAGCAGCAGAAAACCCUGUGUGGUGAUGUACUCAUCACUUCAGCAUUCGUCUCCUACAUGGGAUACUUCACCAGGCAAUACAGAGUUGAACUCCUGAAUGAAACAUGGAUCCCUUUCCUUCAGUCUAUGAAGGUCUCUGUACCCCUGACAGACGGCCUGGAUCCAAUCCUCGUGCUUACAGAUGAUGCCACUGUGGCUGCCUGGCAUAACCAGGGCCUGCCAAAUGAUAGGAUGUCCACUGAAAAUGCUGCCAUCCUGACCACCAGUGAGCAUUGGCCACUCAUCAUUGACCCACAGCAGCAGGGCAUCAAGUGGAUUCGAAACUGGCUCGGACCAGAGCUGAGGGUGGUGCAGCUGGGGCAGAAAGGGUAUCUUGAUGUGAUUGAACAAGCCCUCGCCUGUGGUCAUACAGUUCUGAUUGAAAAUCUGCCGGAAAAAGUAGACCCAGUCCUGGAACCUCUACUUGGCAGAAACACUAUCAAAAGAGGGAGGUACAUUCGAAUUGGGGGGAAGGAGUGUGAAUAUAACAGUAACUUUCAACUCAUUAUGCACACCAAGUUGGCCAAUCCUCAUUUCCCUCCUGAGCUCCAGGCCCAGACAACCCUCAUCAACUUCACAGUGACUCCGGUGGGCUUGGAAGAACAGUUGCUGGGACAGGUAGUGUCUCGUGAAAGGCUCGAACUCGAGGCCCUAAAGAUGGAGCUGACAACACAGCAGAACUACUUCAAGAUUGAGCUCAAGAGGUUGGAGGACGACUUAUUGAGUCGCCUGUCUGCAGCCCAUGGUAGUUUUCUGGGUGAUAUUUCUCUAGUGGAGCAACUUGAGAACACAAAAAACACAGCAGCUCACAUUCAGCUUAAGGUUGUGGAGGCCAGAGAGAAUGAGACAAAAAUCAACGAGGCUCGAGAACUAUACCGUCCAGCAGCUGAGAGAGCGUCGCUCCUCUUCUUCAUCAUCAAUGACCUCAGAAAGAUUAACCUCAUGUACCAGUUUUCUCUCAAGACUUUUAUCUCGAUGUUUCAAAAAGCAAUGGAGCGAGCAGAAUGGGAUGAGGAUGUGAGGACCAGAGUGCACACCCUCACUGAGGCCAUCACCUAUUCUGUAUUCCUGCACACCAGCCAGGGCCUGUUUGAGAGAGACAAGUUAACCUUCUUGUCACACACUGCCUUCCAGAUUCUGCUCAAGAAAGGCCUGAUUGAUCCCCAGGAGUUUGACUUCCUGCUGCGUUUUCCUGUGGAGGCCAGUAAAGUUAGUCCUGUGUCCUUCCUAUCUCCUCAUGCCUGGGGAGCCAUCAAGACACUAUCUACAAUGGAGUACUUUAGUGGACUAGACAGAGAAGUGGAAAGCUCACAAAAACGCUGGAGGAAGAUCAUGGAGUCCAGCUGUCCUGAAAAGGAAAGACUUCCCCUGGACUGGAAGAAUAAAAGUUCUCUACAGAAGCUUAUUAUCCUUAGAGCACUUCGCCCUGAUAGAAUAACAUACACGUUAAGGAACUUUGUAGAGGAGAGCAUGGGGACUAAAUAUGUGGAGGCUGUCAGGCUGGAAUUUGACAAGUUGUAUGAAGACAGUGGCCCAUCAACCCCUGUGUUCUUCAUCCUCUCCCCUGGAGUGGAUCCACUCAAAGAUGUUGAGAAACUAGGAGGGAAGUUGGGAUUUUCCAUUGACCAGGGCACUCUUCACAAUAUAUCUCUGGGACAAGGGCAGGAGAAAGUAGCUGAGAGGGUCCUGAAGAAUGCCUCUAAAAUUGGACACUGGGUCAUUCUGCAGAAUGUGCACCUGGUAGCUCGCUGGCUGCCCUUCCUAGAUGCACUUUUGGAGACAACAGCGAUGGACAGUCACCCAAACUUUAGAGUGUUCAUCACUGGGGAACCAGCUCCAAGUCCUGCGCAGCAUGUGAUCCCCAGAGGCAUACUGGAGAAUGCCAUUAAAAUCACCAAUGAGCCCCCCACUGGCAUGAACGCCAGUCUGCAUGCAGCCCUCAACAAUUUCAGCCAAGACACUCUGGAUAUGUGUUCCAGAGAACAGGAGUUCAACUCGAUGUUCUUCUCCCUCUGCUUCUUUCAUGCCUGUGCCACUGAGCGCCGUAAAUUUGGUCCCCAAGGGUGGAACCAUAACUAUCCUUUCAGCACUGGAGACCUCACCAUCUCAGCCAGUGUCUUGUACAACUACUUAGAGGCCAACAGCAAAUCCAUGCAGGUUCCCUGGCAGGACUUAUGUUACCUUUUUGGUGAGAUCAUGUACGGAGGACACAUCACUGAUGACUGGGAUAGAAGGCUGUGUAAGACCUACCUACAGGAGUUCAUGCACCACAAAAUGUUUGAAGGUGAACUCUUUCUGUGCCCUGGGUUCCUUGCCCCUCCAUUCAUGGACUACAGUGGUUACCACAGUUAUAUAGAUGAACUUCUUCCAUCUGAGAACCCCACUCUGUAUGGUCUUCAUCCAAAUGCUGAGCUGGAGUGCCUCACUGUCAGCUCAGAAAACCUCCUGAGGUCUCUGCUGGAGCUGCAGCCACCGGAGUCCUCGAGAGGAGAUGGGGCCACUCAGAGCACAGAGGAGAGGGUCAAGUUGGUCAUUGAAGAUAUCUGCGAAAAGCUUCCUGAGGAGUAUGACAUGGCAGAGAUUAUCACAAAGACAACAGAGCGAAGCCCCUACAUUCAAGUCUGUUUUCAGGAGUGUGAGCGCAUGAAUCUUUUGCUAGCAGAAAUCAGGAAGUCCCUUCAUGAGCUGGAUCUGGGCCUGAAGGGAGAACUAACCAUCUCCUCCAGUAUGGAGACUCUGCAGUCAGCCUUGUUCAGUGACUCUGUUCCAGAUUCCUGGGCCCGACUGGCUUAUCCCUCCACAAAAACACUGGCACUGUGGUUCAGAGAUCUGUUGUGUAGCUGUCGAGAGCUGGACAGCUGGACUCAGGACUUGGUUCUUCCUGCAGUUGUUUGGCUCUCAGGACUUUUCAACCCACAGUCUUUUCUUACUGCUGUGCUGCAGAGCAUAGCUCGCAAGAAUAAGUGGCCCCUGGACAAGAUGACUCUGAUUGUGGAUGUGACAAAAAAAACGAAAGACGACUUUGGACAUCCACCACGAGAAGGAGCCCUCAUUCAUGGAUUAUACAUGGAAGGAGCUCGCUGGGACACUCAGUCUGGACACAUCUGUGAGGGGCUUUUGAGGGAUCUGACCCCAGCCAUGCCGGUGCUGUAUGUCAGAGCUGUGCCUGCAGAGGAGCAGGAGCUGAAGAAUACCUACGAGUGUCCGGUGUAUCGCACCAAGCAGCGUGGGCCCACAUAUGUGUGGACCCUCCACCUCCGAACCAAACAGCCUCCUGCCAAAUGGAUUGUAGCUGGAGUAGCUCUGCUGCUGUCUGUGUGAGUCAUAAGCAGAAUUCAUCAAUCAAUCAAUCAAUCAAUCAAUCUAUCAAUCUAUC
This is a messenger RNA of Labrus bergylta (ballan wrasse), 13429 nucleotides long. RefSeq names its product dynein axonemal heavy chain 11. The record is from RefSeq and is a predicted model, not a curated record. NCBI's taxonomy places the organism in Eukaryota, Metazoa, Chordata, Actinopteri, Labriformes, Labridae. Gene Ontology annotation, biological process: microtubule-based movement. Gene Ontology annotation, molecular function: dynein light intermediate chain binding; minus-end-directed microtubule motor activity; dynein intermediate chain binding. Gene Ontology annotation, cellular component: dynein complex.